This is a messenger RNA of Mytilus californianus (California mussel), 1191 nucleotides long. Its product is annotated as very low-density lipoprotein receptor-like. The record is from RefSeq and is a predicted model, not a curated record. The transcript has 8 exons. The coding region runs from base 165 to 1121 and encodes 318 amino acids. NCBI's taxonomy places the organism in Eukaryota, Metazoa, Mollusca, Bivalvia, Mytilida, Mytilidae.
AAAUAAGAUUUAUUUCAAAAUCAUCUCAUCAUAUCUGCGUGAGUCAUCAAGUGAACAUCAUCGAAUUGUGAAAUGGGUUUUUUCAAUCUUUUGUUGAAAACGUUGCUGACCAAUAUGAUCUCAUUAGAUAUACAUGAUGGUAUUUAAUAUUCAUACUUCUAUUGAUGGAUAAGUUCAAACUCUCAGAUAAACCACCUUUGCUGAUAGCUAAAGAUGGGGUCAGCAUCAAAGAGGAGUCUUCUUGGAAUACAAAGGAUAUUGUUAGUAAAUCAUCUUCUAUUUUUGCUGUUUCGGUCGAUUAUCACUGGCAAAACAAAUUCAUAUACUAUUCUGGAGUACCAGAUGGAGUCUUAUAUAGGGUAAAACUUCGAGAUGAUGGUGGUUUUACACCCAAAGAAACGAUCAUUGCUACUAGUCUUUUUGACUUUUAUCAAUAUGCUGUAGACUGGGUUCAUGACAAAAUUUUCUGGAUAGACUUACAGAAGAAUGAUACUUUGUAUGUUUCAAACCUUGAUGGAACAAUGGCAAAGACUCUUGCUGUUUUAGAUAUAAAUAGUAUAAAGAAACCGGUACUGGAUCCGUAUAAAAAAUAUAUUUAUUUUACUUCUUCAAAUGGAAUAGAGAGAAUAGGAAUGAACGGACGUGACAGAAAGGUUAUUUAUAGCGAUGUUUACUUCACUGCAACAGAUGUAGGUUCUGAUAUAGCUAUUGAUCUCCAAACUGAUCGGAUAUACUACAAAGAACAAUUGUAUGCUAGAAUUAGCUCGAUGAAAUCGGAUGGAAGCGAUAACAGACAAGAAUUGACAAAUGUGUACAAUUCUAAAUCUCUCACAUGUUAUCAGGGUAACUUGUAUUACCUUGGUAAAAAGUACAGCUUGGACACAUUUAUACGCUACAAUCCGUCAACAGGAACGACAACUGAGCAAGACCUUGGACAAAUUUUUUGGGAUUAUAAGAUAUACCAUCCAUUCGCACAGAUAUCAGGUACAAAUCCCUGUGACAGCAACAACGGUGGCUGCACUCACUUGUGCUUACCGAAUCCUACAGGAGAACCAGCGUAUACAUGCGAAUGUCCUGACAAAUAUAUCGAACAAGGCAAUUCAUGUGUUGAGUCCACCUAAUUAUAUUUCUUAAUUGUAUUCAUAUUAUUUUUGUCAUUCUAAACAAAUUAAAUAGUUACACAUUCGAAAA